Messenger RNA from Diprion similis, 1622 nucleotides. RefSeq lists its product as uncharacterized. The coding region runs from base 320 to 1465 and encodes 381 amino acids. Gene Ontology annotation, molecular function: zinc ion binding; ubiquitin protein ligase activity. The transcript is spliced from 6 exons. NCBI's taxonomy places the organism in Eukaryota, Metazoa, Arthropoda, Insecta, Hymenoptera, Diprionidae. Gene Ontology annotation, cellular component: cytoplasm. The record is from RefSeq and is a predicted model, not a curated record.
CUCAGGGCUCAGGAGACGACGUGACUCACAUUCCGGGAGCCAAACUACAUAAAGCUCGUAGUAUCCGCAUUUGUCCCUCAGUUCGCGCUGGUCUCUCGAAGUCGUUGAAUUACUUUAUCCUGUUUCCAAUGUAUUUUUUACAAGAAUUUUGGCAUACAUAAUACACACCCAUGUACACAGUUGAAUGACCGACAAUAUAAUAAUUGUAAACUUUCUAUACUUGUUAAUUAUAAAAAAAUUCCAUCAAAAUUGUGAAAUAGAUAUUCAUGUGUGAUUUCAAUCAAUGAAAUACUAAUGCAUUGAACUUUGGUGGUGCAAGAUGUUUUACAAACUUAAACAUUGGAGUCAACGGCUACUCGGACAAGAACCCGAAUCAUCAACAUCGGCAAUUGAUCAACCGCAGUUGCGCAAGAAUCAACAGUCGCAAAAAAACCAACAGCCAUGGAACCUACAGGUUCUCGCAACAACGGCGACGAAAAAUACAAAUAUUACGAUCAUCCAUAGAAAAAGGGGCUGCGAUCAACACGAGCUCCCGCGACCAAUGAGUCGCGAAUUGAUUCGACGAUCAUCGGCUCAUGCUGUGCGAAAAAGUCUUUUGCAGUAUUGCUACAGGAACCCAGCUUGUGAAGAAUCUGAGCCCGAAGAUGAGGAGCAUUCCUUGACGAGAUGCACGUGCACAAACUGCACGGUGCUACCUUUCCUGACAGAGUGUGGUGUUUGUCUAGAACCUCUCCAAGGCCAGAAGGUACAUUCAUGUCCAAUCUGUGCUAACCUUACGUGUCGGCAGUGCGCUUCCCGUUUGGAAAACUGCGCUUUCUGUCGAUCUUUGGUAAAGCCACAGCCCAACCCUGCUCUGGAUAGAUUACUCGAUCGACUUGCUCUUCCUUGCAAGAAUUCCAGAUGGGGGUGCGUGGAUUUGGUGGAUGGUGACAAACGGAAAGAACACGAGACGGCUUGUGGUCACGCGACAUUUCCCUGCCCAGUCGGUCGUCAUAUUUGCAGAUGGCAUGGAGAAUCGGCGCAAAUCGAGGGUCACCUACAAAAGGUACACGAACUGUGGCCUCUGAUCGACAACGGAAUCGCUGUGGAAAUUUCUGGCUUCAGAGGAAAAGCCUACGCCCAGGAUGGCAGACAGUACACGGUCUGCCUUUCGUGCUACGGACGUCUAUACGUGGUGAAGAUAGUUUUGUUCCAAGGAAAGUUACGCUUGUCGGUAACCCGUCUGAGUUCUCGGUCCAAUCCGCGAGGGACGACCGAUUCCGAGAUGCGAUAUGGGGUCUUGAUCGAGAUGAGCAGCGAUUCCAAAGAUUUGAAAGCCCUGAAGAAAAUGUUACCGUUUAUAAAAGAAAACUACGAGACUCGGCAGAUUGAAGUUGCUUGUGACCAGCUGAUUUCCCGGGAGGAGAGCGAUACCGGUGGAUUAGUUAAAAUCAACAUUCUCAUCAAACCAGCCGCUAAGAAUUGAUACUCCCACUGGCCGAUCAUCAGUCGUCACUGAGACUUCAUGGACACCAACUUACGUGAUCUAGCUCUCGCUUCGGCUCGUGCAUUUGUAUAUUCGAACCAUAGUACGUUUGGAAUCAACGUUGUAUCGCGUAGCAAUAGAUACUCUGAUAUUCGCC